Messenger RNA from Chaetomium globosum CBS 148.51, 1188 nucleotides. RefSeq lists its product as uncharacterized. Lineage: Eukaryota; Fungi; Ascomycota; Sordariomycetes; Sordariales; Chaetomiaceae. The record is from RefSeq and is a predicted model, not a curated record. The transcript has 2 exons. Bases 1 to 1188 code for a protein of 395 amino acids.
AUGGCUAUAUGCACACACGUGUCGGGCGAGACUUACAUCUUCAACCGGCUGCUUUACAGCGGCUCGCAGAGCACAGUACAGCUCGUCACCAACAUCCAGACGUACGAGGUGGUUGUGCGCAAGGUAAGCAAGUACAAACCGGUCGUACGGAAUGCCCACGAUGUAGCCAACGUGCCCGAAGACAACGAGGUGCGCAUCCUCGACCAUCUCAACGCGCUCCGCCUCAACCCGGUCUACCUCCUAACCGGCCUGACCCCGCGCUGGAGCACAUGCAUCUCUCACGAGAAAGUCGUGCAGUCCUCCGGACCCGAAUCCCAAACCGAGUGCCUGCAGGUCAGCUACUGGAAGCUCUGCAACGCCGGCAGCCUUUCCAGCUUCAUCGACUGCUGGUGCUCGGGCUCCAUGGCCGACAACAUGGAGGGCAUGUUGUUCCCGGUGAGUGUUCUUGCGCGGUGCAUUGCCCAGGUCUGCGAGACACUGCACUUCAUGUACCAAGGCCGGCCACGAGGCCGUCUAUCACUGCGAUCUGCACCUGGGACAACAUAUUUAGUACACUACGACUCCUACCCGGGCACGGACGGCCUGCCCGACUUCUACCUCGGCGACUUUGGCUGGGCGCGCACCGCUAGCGAGGAGCAGGCCGACAGCCAAACGACCCCUGGUAUCAACUGGCAAGGCCGAGCGCGUGCUCCCGGAGCUGCUUCGGCGGGUGAGCGCCGGCGGUGGGAUGUGACCCGGUUCCUGAGCAUGCUGGAGCCGCUCAUGCGAUGGACCGUCAUGCCCUGGAAAAGACGUUGGAGCGCAGAGCCGCCGAACGUACCGCUCCAGAGCAAGCAAGCCAUGGCGCUGCAGGGGCUGAUUACCAUGCUCAAGUAUGUGGACGAUCAGGACGAGACCAUGGCAGCCCGUAACCCCACGAGUCGGCCCCCAUACCUGGUGGAGGUGGUCCGGGAAGCGAAGAGGGUGGAGGAGUUUGCUUUGCAAGCAGAGAUGGGCACCGAAUCCUUCGAAGUGGUUUCCAAAUGGGGCCAGUUGCAGUUGGCUCGGAGCCAUCAAGAGAAGCCGCAUGUAUUCGCGAGCGAAGAGUGGGCGACACAGCCUCAGCUCCUGGAUAUGGGGGCAGCGCAGGCCGAGAGAUACGGCAAGGCUUACAUUGAGGGCCCGUGGACGUUGGUAAACUCGGAGUAA